This is a messenger RNA of Cydia pomonella (codling moth), 2878 nucleotides long. RefSeq lists its product as uncharacterized. Lineage: Eukaryota; Metazoa; Arthropoda; Insecta; Lepidoptera; Tortricidae. The record is from RefSeq and is a predicted model, not a curated record. The transcript has 2 exons. Bases 1212 to 2039 code for a protein of 275 amino acids.
AUCAAAUGAAAUCAAAUCCAAAUGAACGUAAUAAAAAAAAUAUCAUUCAAAAUCAUCAUUUAAAAGUCAAUUCUACUAGCUAACAUAGGGAAACAACUCAAAAUUUGCAACUUUCUCAUUCGUUUCUGAACAAUCAAGAGGGCCUUUACCAGGUGGUGUGGUGAAAAAUUAUUUGUUUUAUUAUUAUUCGGAGAUCCAACAGCUGUUAAUAUGUCCAUAGGUUUCAUAAAUGUGAUACAAAAAGCCAAUUACAGGUUCUCACCAGUAAAUACAAAUAAUUGGUGGCUAUCACUAUACCUACAUUUUAACGUCAACGCCAGGUCAAUUAUUUUUUUAUUUGCAAAUAACUAAAGAAGAUUGCGAAGAAAAAGGAAAAACGCAGCACAACGAAAUUUAAAUUUCAUAAUUUCAUUUAAAUAAAUAAUUAUUUGGAUACAACCUUACACAAAAGUAGAUUUGAACGCAUUUUAGAGCGGGUCCUCACUAGCGUCUCCCGACCGUCGGCGUCUAGCUCUAUGGCUGCUGCUCGACGCAACUGCGCAGCGACGCUAUUUUCCAUAGCGCUGACUAGACGCCGACGCUCAAAAGACGCUAGUGUGGGGUGGUCUUUAUAAGUCAUAAUGUCAUAAAUAGCAAUAGGUGGCAGGUUUUAAAAUCGAAAUUAAAAGCAUCCAUGGCGAUGAAAGGCACCCAUUUCUAUCGAGGUGGUUUGGCCAAUAGUCCGAGACUGAAACGGUGUCUUUCACCCUAGUUAAAUACUACUUUUCAUUUCAAGCACGUGGAACGAAAAAUACAUGGCACUGAAAAAACCUGGCUAAGAAACGCGGUAGUUAUCUUUUAUACUUUCAAAUCUUUCAAUCGACAAUUUAGGAACAAUAUCGUUAUUUAUGAAAUGGGGAGUUAAUUAUCAGAAUGGAAUUUGUACAACAAAUCCAUUUCAAACAACCAUUUUAAUUGCUUAUCGUAAAAAAGAAAAACUAGUUUUAAUGUUUUGGUGCCAAUUUCUAUAAAGCUAUCCUGCUACGCCAAUUUGCUUACAAUAAAAUUAUGACAUAUUGUUUUGCGAAGUAUGUUCUUUUUUUGUUUAUAUACGUAUAACUUAGGCGUUUGGGUCAGAGUGAGGUUCCACGUAUUUGGAAUGAUGCAAUCGCUAUUUCAAUAUCACAUUAAAUCGAGAACGCCAAUAUAAUGCUUGUCGCUGUUGAUGUAAAAUGGGUUUGUUUCGACUCGCACUGCAAGUAUGCACAAUCGCAUGUGUUUCUAUUGCAAUAGAUGGCCAUGUGCUGCUCGCAGUCAACGUGGAAGAUUUCAGAAAUCUAGCCAACAGAUUCUUAUCAAAAGACCUAGCAGAUAAAUUAACUAAUCUUGUAUCUGAAAUCUCCCUAGGGAGAAUGAAAGAGAACAAACAAAGAGUAGAAAAUGAACUGCCAGAUGUCGAUAUCAUCAAAGAGAAACAUAUAAAAGAGUCUGCAAGAACUAAUCAAUACCCAACUAUAACAAUAGAAGCGGUUACCCACAACUAUAAGCAUAAAAGAUUCAACACUGUUAAAAAUUCUGACAGUAAGGAAUUAUUGAGACAAGCCAUUUACAAUACCCCACCAGGACCAGUAUAUAUAAGAGAUGAGAUAGAUGAUCUAUUACUCAAUAUUAAUGAAGGGAAUUCAGACAAUGAUAACGAUAGAAAAAAAGGUUAUCAUCCUGAAAGGCUAGAUGACAGAGAGUAUAAUAUAGUUUCAAAACAAGCUACUAGACCAUUUAAUCUGAUUAACAUAUCAAGAGACACACAUAAAGAAAUUGAUUACACAGAAACCAAACUAGGCGAAUGGAAGUACAACCACGAUAUAACUAAGGAACCACCUGAGAUCAAAAAUAUUAAAACUGGAAAUGCAGACAAGGAUAUAAAUGAUGAAGGUAGCACAGAUUAUGAUAAAGCUAAAAUGCAUGACUUAGCUGAUAAUUCAGGCAAUGAAAAAAAUGUGCAAUAUGUGGAUGAAACUCGAUUAUUAGGACGUAAGUACCUAUAUGAUCAUAUUUUUUAAUCUAGAUUUUAUAAAUAAAUUAAAACACAACAUUCUUAUUCUAGGUUUCAAAAACAAAUACAAUGACGACGUAAAAGUUAAGGAUCAUCAAAUAGAUAAAGAACAAUUUGAUCAACACAAUACAAAACCAAAAGACAACUUCUUAAGAAAACCUCACAAAGAAUCAAUAGAUAAUAUUCGUAUGCCUAAAAAACAAUUAUAUGUUGCUCAAACUAAAAUCAGUACAACUAAAGAUGACAGUCAUGUAUUUGAAGAGCACAUCUUGGCAAAGAAAAACAUAAUCAACCACGAAAAUACUCCUCUAAAACUAGAUGAAGCCACUAUAUCACAAAAUAUUAAAGAAGUUAAACAAGAACCUAAAAAAUCAAAGAAUUUCUUAAAUGAUUUCCUUAAAGACAGUACAGAAGCAAAACAACACGAGUCAAAAGAGAAAGAAACUCAACAAAUACCACCUCCAAUGCAACCUAUAGAAAACAACGACAUGUACCAAAAAUAUGCACUAGGCUCUCAAAUAAGAAUUAAUAACAAAAAAGGAACCCAUCCGUCAGUGGAGGACAGUAAAGAAAAACACAAUCAAGAAAAGAAAAAAAAAGAAAAUGCAGAUGACUAUAAAAAUGUAGGUGACCAGUCCGGCAAUAAUGAACAGUUAUAUUCAAAAAAGGUGCCACCGAAACGAAUUGCUACCCAUCGCCUCCCACAUCAUGACAAAGACAAAUCUGAGAUCGAUAAAUCAAAACAAGGACACAAUCGGGAAACGAAACAAAUACAAAAUGAACAUGACAAUAAUAAUAAAGGUGAUCAGUCCGGCAAUAAGGAAAAGUUAUUAUUAAGGAACAAGA